Molecule: messenger RNA, 2022 nt
Organism: Sabethes cyaneus
Lineage: Eukaryota; Metazoa; Arthropoda; Insecta; Diptera; Culicidae
Product: serine proteinase stubble
Exons: 7
Coding region: 1-2022 (673 amino acids)
Biological process (GO): proteolysis
Molecular function (GO): serine-type endopeptidase activity
Source: RefSeq, a predicted model, not a curated record
AUGAAUACUGUACAGUGUGAUGUGUGUUCAUACCAAAUAACUGCUAAGGCUGAGCGUAUCUACUGUUUCGGCGGUUGCAAACAAAUCUACCAUUCGAAAUGCAGCGGUUUGUCUGCUGCUGCUAUUGCGGCAAUGAAAGCAAAUGUAGCGCUGAAAUACUUUUGCUUUGACUGUAGAAAAAGACAAACUAGCCUGAACGACAUACUACUGAAAUGCACUGAUUUGUUUCUGAAAGUGGACAAAUUGGAAGCUUCUGCGAAGGCCAGUGAAUCGAAUUUUAAUCUGGUUCUGAAAGAACAGUUCGAUGCAUUCGAAGAUCGUAUACAUUCAAUUGUGCAAAAGUGCAUCAAUGACGUGAAAAGUAGUCCUUCGGUAAUGACUUAUGCUGAUGUAACUGGAAAGAAUUCUGGUCCAACAGUUCAGAAUGCUUCGAAAGGUACGGUCCAACAAGCCAAAGCCGCGUCCACUGGGUCUGGCGCCUCCGAGCCCUUAGCGGGAUCUUUGCGGUCCAGAAGAAAACGUGUGAUCGAUUCUCCGAAACCACCGGCAAGCAAAUCAAACACUAUUACUACCACCAUCGCUGCUGAAUCAACUACUGAUGAGCUGAAGCGUCAAGCCCGCCAUAUAUGGCUGACCGCUCGUACGACCACAUGGGCCCAGGCGUUGGGAGAUGGCAGCCCUUGCUUAACAUCGAAAGGACAUCUUGGUUUUUGUACAUCGUUUCGAAAGUGUUACCCCUAUUUCAAGAUACCUGAUCUUAGUGUAUGGGAGUCGUGGGUUCUUGGCAACUAUGAUACGUGCAGCUAUUUCAACGAUCAAGGCAGACAGGCUUUCGGUGUAUGUUGUACGAAUCCAAUAACACCGCUACCAGUCGCGGAAUCCAGCACCGAAACAAGUACAUCGGCAGCAACCAUUAUGGGCAGUGGAAAUGAAAUCGGAGAAGAUCCUAAGAAGAAACCUCCAAAAAAUAACAACUAUCCUAGUUGGCCACCGCCAAUUCCAACACAUCCUCCAGACCAUACACCUGCAACUCAUCCGCCAUCGUUCACUUCUACGACUGUUGCUCCUUUUGUUACGGAAUCGACUACUAGCAGACCGGGAGGUACCACAUGGCCUACAAAACCGGCCCGUCCGACGGUGCCCAAUCAACCGGGAAAACCGCCGAUGGUUUGGCCUCCGCCAGCACCUACACAUCCCCCCACACCAUCGAUAGAAUUAACCACCACUAGCUCUGUGGGAGCUCCCGGAGAUGGAUUCUCGGGUGGUUGCGGUGUUAAAAACGGAAAUCCAGACACCGAACGGAUAGUAGGAGGACACAAUGCGGACCCGAAUGAAUGGCCAUGGAUUGCCGCUCUAUUCAACAACGGGCGUCAGUUUUGCGGAGGAUCACUUAUCGACAACAUUCACAUCCUCACCGCUGCCCAUUGCGUGGCUCAUAUGAGCUCAUGGGAUGUUGCACGUCUAUCAGUAAAGCUGGGCGAUCAUAAUAUUCGGUCGAACACCGAGGUACAACAUACCGAAAGACAAAUAAAACGACUCGUGCGUCAUCGGGGCUUUGAUUCACGAACGUUGUAUAACGACGUUGCAGUAUUAACCAUGGAUCAAGCCGUGCAGUUUUCUCAAUCGGUUCGACCUAUCUGCUUGCCGGCAGGUGAAAGUACUAGAACUUACAAUGGACUAACGGCUACGGUUAUCGGCUGGGGAAGUUUGCGCGAAAACGGGCCACAACCCUCUAUUCUGCAAGAGGUAAAUCUUCCAAUUUGGACAAAUGGAGAAUGCAGUAGAAAAUAUGGAUCAGCUGCUCCGGGUGGUAUCAUUGAAUCGAUGCUAUGUGCAGGGCAGUCAGCGAAGGAUUCUUGUAGCGGAGAUUCCGGUGGACCCUUGAUGAUCAACGAUGGACGGUGGACCCAGGUUGGGGUCGUUUCGUGGGGUAUUGGCUGCGGAAAGGGCCAAUAUCCUGGUGUAUACACUCGAGUUACGUCCUAUAUGCCUUGGAUAACGAAAAAUACUAAAGACAACUGA